AUGGAAUCAAGGUAUACUCUCGAACCCAGCAUCCACGGUCACGACGAAACGCCGAGCAACAACACCAUGGCCAAACCGAGCAGCUUCAGGGCAGUCUACAAAAUCGAGGACUCGCAGGAAAUCGACGUAGAUGUGUACUUGCCCCAGUCAAAGAAAGAAGUUGCGCCACAGAUCAAAUGCCCAAUAUGUAAUGUUCCUGAGAGGCCUACAAAGUAA
Molecule: messenger RNA, 216 nt
Organism: Verticillium nonalfalfae
Lineage: Eukaryota; Fungi; Ascomycota; Sordariomycetes; Glomerellales; Plectosphaerellaceae
Exons: 2
Coding region: 1-216 (71 amino acids)
Source: RefSeq, a predicted model, not a curated record